GCCUUUCUGAUGCUGCAGCAGAGCGAGGCGGUGCGGGGAGCGCUAGGCGGCUGCGGCGCGGCGGCGGGGCAGAGCAGUGACAGCACGCUCAUAAUGAUCAUAAAAUAAGGAGGCGCUUGGGGUGGGGGCGAGAGAGCCCCGAGCCUCAGCCCUCCGCCCCCGGCUAUCCCCACAGCAGCUCGGAGCCAGGAGGGGCUUGGGGAUCCGAGGCGCCCACGCCAUCCCCAGACCCUAGUAGACAAGAGCCAGGGGACACUGCCCAGGGGAGGGGGCCCCGAGAACGUGCGGACAGAGGUUAGGGGAGACCGGAGGGCGGUGAUCCAGGCACCUGGAGUGGCCCUAAGGGCAGGUCCUCGGCGGCCGAGGCGAAGCGGCGGCGGACACUCGAGCACAGCCCCGGAGCCCUGCGCGGCAGUCGGCGGCGACAGCGACAGUGGCAGAGGAGGGCGCGAGUGGGCGCCGGAGUGGACUCGGCGAGCACCUAGCCCGGAGCGCACCUCUUGGAACCGCGGGUGGGUGCGGGCCUCACAGGACGCCGGACCUCUGCCCCCUGAACGGGAGCUCACGCUGCAAUUGAUUGGGCCCCGCCGGCCGGGCGCGUGUGUCCCAGGGAGCCGGUGCGGAAGGCAGAAGGGCAGGAAGUCGGCGUUCUGCAGCGAGGGUGGCGCGACCGCGCGGGGACCGAGCCUUCCUUAUUUAUGUGCCUGCCAGAGCCCGUCUGCUUCCUCCGAAGACUUCAGGGAGAGUGUCCGAGCUGCCAUCCCCAAGUGUGAGGACGCAGCGCUGGAUGUCAGAACAACAUGCUUAUUCAUUAAACUCCAAACUUUUCUUUUUUUAAAUCCAAAGAAUAUCGGUGGCUUUUGCCCACUGCUAGAAGACGGAGCCCAGGGCUCUUGAGAUGCAACAGAAUUCGUAUUUAUAACAAGGCCCGGUAGUGCUAUGCAAGCCCCCUCCACUCCUUAAGGUCUCUAGCCUAUGGAUCUCGUUUUUGAGUUUUGAGAUUAGAUUGCGCGCUCUGCACUGGGUCCUGCAACCUCCAUCCUUUCAAUGCCCUGUUAUUUUUGGGACUGCUGGCCUUCCCUGGAGAUUAGAGCGGUCCUGUGUGCCAUGGGCUGUAUUCAGAGCAUCGGAGGCAAAGCCAGAGUCUUCCGGGAAGGGAUUACCGUGAUUGAUGUGAAAGCCUCUAUCGACCCCAUCCCCACCAGCAUCGACGAGUCCUCCAGCGUAGUACUGCGCUACCGGACACCCCACUUCCGGGCCUCAGCCCAAGUGGUCAUGCCGCCCAUCCCCAAGAAGGAGACUUGGAUCGUUGGCUGGAUUCAGGCGUGUAGCCAUAUGGAGUUUUACAACCAGUACGGGGAGCAGGGCAUGUCUAGCUGGGAGCUCCCCGAUCUUCAGGAGGGAAAGAUCAAGGCCAUCAGUGACUCUGAUGGGGUGAACUAUCCCUGGUACGGCAAUACCACGGAGACCUGCACAAUUGUGGGGCCCACCAAGAGAGACUCCAAGUUCAUCAUCAGCAUGAACGAUAACUUUUACCCCAGCGUCACGUGGGCGGUGCCUGUCAGCGAAAGCAACGUGGCCAAACUGACCAACAUCUACCGGGACCAGAGCUUCACCACGUGGCUGGUGGCCACCAACACCUCCACUAAUGAUAUGAUCAUCCUGCAGACCCUGCACUGGCGCAUGCAGCUCAGCAUCGAGGUGAACCCCAACCGGCCCCUGGGCCAGCGCGCCAGGCUGCGGGAGCCCAUCGCCCAGGACCAGCCUAAAAUCCUAAGCAAGAAUGAGCCCAUCCCGCCCAGCGCCCUGGUCAAGCCCAAUGCCAACGACGCUCAGGUCCUCAUGUGGAGGCCCAAGUACGGGCAACCGCUGGUGGUGAUCCCGCCCAAGCACCGGUAACAGCCAGGCUGCUGCGAGGUGAGACUCAACGGAACAAUAUUACUGCUCAGAAGGAAACCCAGAAUCCUGUCCGGUCAUUCAGAAAAAUACAACCAUUCUACCUUCUCCCCAGGCGGAUCUCACUGUGCUAAGACCCGCCGGCCUUCUGGCUCUUCCACGUGCUUCCCUGCAGGGAGGGGGGCCAGUAGGACUCCAGGUGCCCACCCCAACCCCAGGGCUCCUCUGCUCCCUUCACAACCUCAGUGUUCAUUGCAGCCGAUUCUCUGAAACACGCUUUUUUUUCCCCCCCUUCCUCUUUGUGGAUUCAGGGGCAGGGAAGGAGUCUGAUUGUCAGGGGACCCAGCCUGCCCUUCCUGCCUCCCUCUGCUGCCAUGCGGCCUUAUGUAGACUUGCUUUGCCAAACUUUUGCCUUAAGCUGAAUUUAAAGGAGAGAAAGGAACGAAAGGUCCCGGAUCUCUGCCCCACAGGACUUGCCCUCUUCUGUCAGAGCUGGAAAGAGGGGAGGCCCACCUGAGCCCUGCCCUUCUUCCUGAGUGUCUAGGUGAGAGGCAAGAGUGGGACCUCAGGUCUAAAACCAGCUGUUUUAUUCUGUUGUUUGGGUGGAAUCAAAGCCACAGACUCUGCCUAGAGCUCCUACCCCACCCCAGUAGAACCCCUCCCCAGUACCCAGCAGGGGUGUGAGCUGGGCAGGGCAUAGAUCCUAGACCCCUCCUCUCUCCUCAGUAGCCUUAACUUGCCUGGUGGAGGUAUUCUAGAAGGAACGGGGAGUUCCCGAAGUGUUGGGUUGGGGCUAGGUAACUUUUUUACCUUCACUAUCUCUAGAACCCACCCUUAGGAAUGUGGCUUUUUCUUUCAUUUACCUUGGUCCCAAAUGCCUGGCAGGGUUGGGGCAUUGUCACUGAAUCUGGACAGUCCCAGCUGUCUUAAGGGAAAGAAGGCGUGCCCUUUCCUCCUGGCCAGCACUGUCACACUUGAAUCUGGGGUUCCAGCACCCAGGGAUGCCCAUUCACUAGCACACUGUAAAGAAGCCAUGACAGGGCUUCUAGCUCAUUCUCAGGGGAAGCAGCUCCCAGACUCUCUGGGGUGGGCUGCAGAUAGACUUUAAGCACCAGCUGGAGGGUGCUUGGGCCCCUCUCCUCCCCAUUAUAGGUGCUCCUGGGGAGGGGGUGGAGGUCUGGGGAGCACAGCUGUUUUACUUGGGAGGUAUCAGGCCAUUGUAAAAUUGACACAUGGUAGGCAGUCUUAGGGUCUACCUGCUGGAGCCCUAGAACUCGGCCUUGAGUGAUGCCAAGGUUUCUAGAAAUGUCUGCUUUGAACUGCUUGAGGGACACUCCUUUAAGUGCGCUAACAGCUGCAUCACUGGAUUCGAACCAAUAAUAAGCACAGAAAACUGUUAUCACAAGAAAAAGAAUGUUUUUGCUGCUGCUGAGCCAUUUGUGGGGGAGCCUUGGAGACAGCAUGGGAGGGUACAGUUAGAUCUCAGCUCUGUUCCUACACUUGAGACGCUUGAGUACUUAAUGUCUGGUCAUUCUCAGCCACUAGGGCCUGGGGGCUGCAGUCACCUGGAGUACACUGAACGGAGCAUGCCCCCGGCACAGUUGCUGGAGAGCCACUAGUCAGGGCUGGACCUCCCUGGAGCCGUCCCUUUCUCUAUGUGGAGGGUGUCGCCUUAGCUGGGAGAACCAUGAGGUCCCAGACCCACACUAGAUCAGGGCUGGCUGUCGACUGGAAAGGCCUUCUCUGUGUUCAGGAUGUCCUUGCCCUGAAGAAGAGACAGGCCCUGGUGAGGGUUGGGAGGCAUGUCCUUGUCCUGGGCUAGGUGAUCUCUAAGGGUUUUGUGGGACUAGGGGUUAGGAAUCACAGUAGGGGUGGCCUGAACUGCUCUGGACAUGGGGACCCCCAAACCUACAUUUCUGAGCUCCUUCCCACUGCAUGCCUGGCUUUGCCCACCUGGCUUCCUCGGCUCCUCUCUCCUCUCUCUACCCUCCUGCCUGGCAGAAGACAGGGCUAGGGAGAACCCCAGAGAGGCUGUCUGUGUCUGAACACGAAGCUUUUCUGUGCUGGUCCCCUCAGCCUAUUGCCUCAUGUUGCUGACAGACCCCAGGCUUUCCUCUACUGUCCUACACACCCAUGCCCACCCAGACAUGGACACUCAGUGUUUGUAGCAAUAAGCACCAACCGUCCGUGGUCACGGACAGUACUGUGAACACAAACCCAUGCGUGCACUUAACAGCCAGCGCGAGACUCUUGAAGACAAUGUCAAACGAACCUUUUUUUUAAAGAUUAAAAUCAAAUA
Messenger RNA from Arvicanthis niloticus (Nile rat), 4195 nucleotides. It is a transcript of the gene Fam78a, whose product is annotated as family with sequence similarity 78 member A. NCBI's taxonomy places the organism in Eukaryota, Metazoa, Chordata, Mammalia, Rodentia, Muridae. The record is from RefSeq and is a predicted model, not a curated record.